UGAUUUAUUCCUUUGUUCGUUAGGGUUUUCAUGCAACGCUUUACUGUGUGUGAUACAAUUGGAGACACCGGAAGAUUUUGAAUUCACUACACUCCCACUCCUUAUUGAAAAACCUCAUCGAUUCGAUCAUCUUAUUCAAUGUUUCAAUUAAUAAUUUAAGGCUUGGUACGAGUACGGGUACAGAUUGGGGAUUUUCUUCGGAAUUAGGGUUUUCGGUGAUUAAACAUAUUUGUGUGGAACAAUAGAGAUGAUGCAAGGGAAUAAUCGAUCGAGGAGAGGUGAGAAAAAUUGAGGGGUGAGUGGGUUUUGUAUGGAAACUCGGAGCCGGAAGCGGGCGGAGGCUUCCUCAGCUGCCCCUUCAUCCUCGACGACCGGUCCCACCACUCGUCCAGCCAAGCGCUCACGUCUUUCUUCUUCUUCGAUCCCUAACAACAACACCGCCGCUUCCGUUAACACGCGUUCUCGUUCGUCCAAGAAUAAAAACUCCGCUCCUCCCAUGGACCCCACCAACGAAUCCUCUGGGUCGCGUCGUGAUCGUCGCGGCAAGAAUUUCGAUAGGGAAAAUUCGGAUAAAGGGAAGGAAAAGGAAUUUCAAGAUGUUAGGGUUAGGGAUGCGGAGCGAGAGCGAGAGAGAGAGCGGGCGUUGGGGUUAAACGUGGAUAGCGAAGGCGCUGGGGACGACGAUGAUAACGAUAGCGAGGGUGGCGUGGGAAUUUUGCAUCAGAAUUUGACGUCUGCGAGUAGCGCUCUUCAAGGGCUUCUUCGGAAACUCGGUGCUGGUUUGGAUGAUCUGCUUCCGUCACCAGCGAUGGGUGGUUCCGGUUCCUCGUCUCACCAGAGUGGCAGGCUCAAGAAAAUUUUGUCUGGUUUGCGUGCCGAUGGGGAAGAAGGUCGUCAGGUUGAGGCAUUGACCCAGCUUUGUGACAUGCUUUCCAUUGGUACUGAGGAAUCCCUCAGUACAUUCUCCGUUGACUCGUUCGUGCCUGUGCUCGUGGACUUGCUUAAUCACGAGAGCAAUCCUGAUAUCAUGCUUCUUGCGGCCAGGGCGCUAACCCAUCUUUGUGAUGUGCUCCCUUCAUCUUGUGCUGCUGUUGUGCAUUAUGGGGCGGUGUCUAUUUUCUGUGCAAGAUUGCUUACCAUUGAGUAUAUGGACUUGGCUGAGCAGUCUCUUCAAGCUCUAAAGAAGAUUUCUCAGGAGCACCCAACUGCCUGUCUUCGAGCUGGAGCUCUGAUGGCUGUGCUUUCUUAUUUGGAUUUCUUCUCAACGGGAGUUCAGCGGGUGGCAUUGUCUACUGCCGCAAAUAUGUGCAAGAAGCUUCCUUCUGAUGCAGCUGACUUUGUGAUGGAAGCCGUACCUCUUUUGACAAACCUACUUCAGUACCAUGAUGCAAAGGUCCUGGAGUAUGCCUCUGUUUGUUUGACUCGAAUAGCUGAAGCAUUUGCAUCAUCUCCAGACAAAUUAGAUGCUUUGUGCAAUCAUGGACUGGUAACACAAGCUGCCUCCCUCAUUUCUACCAGCAGUUCUGGCGGUGGACAGGCUUCUCUCAGCACUCCAACAUAUACUGGUUUGAUCCGGCUUCUUUCCACAUGUGCAAGUGGGUCCCCUCUUGGAGCUAAAACAUUACUUCUCCUUGGAAUUAGUGGCAUUCUUAAAGAUAUACUAUCUGGUUCUGGAGUUUCUUCUAACACCUCUGUUUCACCUGCAUUGAGUAGACCAGCAGACCAGAUAUUUGAGAUUGUGAACCUGGCAAAUGAACUUCUACCCCCAUUGCCACAAGGAACCAUUUCAAUUCCUGUCAGCUCCAACUUAUUUGUGAAGGGUCCUGUGGUGAAAAAGUCUUCUGCUGGCAGUUCUGGGAUACAAGAAAACACAAAUGGAAAUGCUCAUGAGAUAUUGGCUCGUGAGAAAUUAUUAAAUGAUCAACCUGAGUUACUUCAGCAAUUUGGGAUAGAUCUCCUCCCAGUUUUAAUGCAGAUAUAUGGAUCUAGCGUCAAUGGUCCUGUUCGCCACAAAUGUAUAUCUGUCAUUGGAAAAUUGAUGUAUUUCAGCACAGCUGAGAUGAUUCAGUCCUUGUUGAGUGUGACAAAUAUAUCAAGUUUCUUGGCUGGCGUGUUGGCAUGGAAAGAUCCGCAAGUUCUGGUUCCUGCCUUACAAAUUGCAGAAAUUCUUAUGGAAAAGCUUCCUGGGACUUUCUCUAAGAUGUUUGUCAGAGAAGGUGUGGUCCACGCAGUUGACCAACUUAUUUUGGCAGGGAGUUCAACCAAUCUCUCUGCACAAGCAACAUCAGCUGAGAAGGAUAAUGAUUCUACAUCAGGAACAUCAUCUCGCGCUAGGCGCUAUCGGUUACGCAGUGGUAAUUCAAAUCUUGAUGCAAACCCAUUGGAUGAUUUGAAGAGUCCAGUUCCGGUGAACGUUGGUUUGCCACCAAAUUCCAUAGAAACUCCAACAAUUAAGGUAAGUAUUCGUGCAUCUGUUAGCUCAGCUGCUAGAGCUUUUAAGGACAAAUACUUUCCUUCUGAUCCUGGGGCUGUUGAAGUGGGUGUUAGUGAUGAUCUUUUGCAUCUAAAAAAUCUCUGCAUGAAGUUGAACACUGCUGUUGAUGACCAAAAAGCUAAGGCAAAAGGUAAAGUUAAAGCUUCUGGGUUUGGUCUGGAUGAUAAUUCUGCUAAUACAGAAGAGUAUUUGGUUGGGGUGAUAUCUGACAUGCUAAAGGAACUUGGCAAAGGAGAUGGUGUAUCUACUUUUGAAUUUAUCGGUAGUGGUGUUGUUGAAGCUAUGCUGAAUUAUUUUUCUUGUGGGUAUUUCCCUAAAGAUCAAAUCUCAGAAACCAGUCUGCCCAAGCUUCGCCAACAAGCACUGACAAGGUUCAAGUCAUUUGUAGCCGUUGCACUUCCUUCUAGUGCUGACAAUGGGGCUGUUGCUCCUAUGACUGUGUUGAUUCAGAAGCUUCAAAAUGCUUUGUCCUCCUUGGAGCGUUUCCCAGUUGUGCUGAGUCAUUCAUCUCGGUCAUCUAGCGGAAGUGCAUGUCUCUCCUCUGGACUAAGCGCAUUAUCUCAGCCGUUCAAGUUGCGUCUCUGUCGAGCGCAGGGUGAAAAGUCACUAAGGGAUUAUUCUUCCAAUGUUGUACUGAUUGAUCCUUUAGCAAGUUUUGCAGCUGUUGAGGAAUUUCUCUGGGCUCGUAUACAGCGUUGUGAAUCUGGUCAAAAAUCUACUGCACCCGCUGAGAAUUCUGAAUCUGGAACAACUGCAGGAGCAGGUGUUUCAUCUCCUUCCUCUUAUACUCCCUCUACUACCCGUCGUCAUUCUACUAGAUCUAGAUCAUCUGUUAAUAUAGGAGAUACACCUAGAAAAGAAAUAUCUCAAGAUAAAAGCACAAGCUCAUCUAAGAGCAAAGGCAAAGCUGUAUUAAAGCCUGCACAGGAGGAAGCACGGCCCCCCCAAACAAGGAAUGCUGCACGCAGGAGAGCGGCUAUUGAUAAAGAUGCUCAAAUGAAACCUGCAAAUGGUGACUCAACUUCUGAGGAUGAAGAACUGGAUAUAUCUCCUGUUGAGAUUGACGAGGCUUUAGUAAUUGAAGAUGAUGAUAUUUCUGAUGAUGAUGAUGAUGAAGACCAUGAAGAUGUUCUGAGGGAUGAUUCUCUUCCUGUCUGCUUGCCUGACAAAGUACAUGAUGUGAAAUUGGGUGACUCAGCUGAGGAGAGUACUGUUGCUCCAGCAACAAGUGACAGUCAGACUAAUGUAGCCUCAGGUUCUAGCAGCAAAGCUGGUACAGCCAGGGGAUCUGAUUCUGCAGAUUUUAGGAGUGGGUAUUCUUCUAGCUCUAGGGGUGCAAUGUCAUUUGCUGCUGCUGCCAUGGCUGGACUUGGAUAUGCUAAUGGCAGAGGUUUCAAGGGUAGCAGAGAUAGGCAUGGGCGUCUGUUGUUUGGCAGCUCUAGUGAUCCUCCAAAGUUGAUAUUUACUGCUGGUGGGAAGCAACUUAACAGGAAUUUGACUAUUUAUCAGGCAAUUCAAAGACAGCUUGUGCUAGAUGAAGAUGAUGAGAGAUUUGCUGGCAGUGACUAUGUAUCCAGUGAUGGAAGCAGUCUGUGGGGGGACAUUUACACCGUCACUUAUCAGAGGGCUGAAAACCAGACAGACAGGGUCUCUAGUGGAGGAACGUGUUCAAAUGCUUCAAAAUCUGCCAAAUCUGGGUCUGCCUCAAAUUCCAGCUCAGAACCGAAAUUGCAUCAGACAUCUGUUCUAGACAGUAUAUUGCAGGGAGAAUUGCCAUGUGAUCUAGAGAAAUGUAAUCCUACCUAUAAUAUUUUGGCACUGUUGCGUGUGCUGGAGGGUUUGAACCAGCUUGCACCUUGUUUGAGGGCCCAAAUGGUUUCUGAUAGCUUUGCUGAGGGAAAAAUCAUGGAUUUAGAUGAGCUAGGUGUUACAACAGGUGUUAGGGUGCUUCCUGAGGAAUUCAUAAGUAGUAAGCUUACACCAAAAUUGGCCAGGCAAAUACAAGAUGCCCUUGCACUAUGUAGUGGGAGUCUUCCCUUAUGGUGUUAUCAGUUGACUAAAGCAUGCCCUUUCUUGUUUCCGUUUGAGACCCGACGACAAUAUUUUUAUUCUACUGCAUUUGGGUUAUCUCGUGCAUUGUAUCGACUUCAGCAGCAGCAAGGUGCUGAUGGUCAUGGUUUGACUACUGAAAGAGAGAUGAGGGUUGGGAGAUUGCAGCGCCAAAAGGUCCGUGUCUCUCGAAAUCGCAUUUUGGAUUCUGCUGCAAAAGUUAUGGAGAUGUAUUCCAGCCAAAAAGCUGUACUUGAAGUAGAAUAUUUUGGUGAGGUUGGCACUGGUCUGGGUCCCACCCUUGAGUUUUAUACAAUUCUAAGUCAUGAUUUGCAAAAAGUUGGACUGCAGAUGUGGAGAUCUUAUUAUUCAGAGAAACAUCAAAUGGAAGUUGAUGGAAAUGAAAAGAAAACUAAAAGUAGUGAAGGCUCUGGGCCUAAUUUGGCUGGAGAUGGAGAGCUUGUCCAAGCUCCUCUGGGGUUGUUUCCUCGGCCUUGGCCUGGAAGUUCUGAUGCAUCAGAGGGUAGCCAGUUUUCAAAAGUUGUUGAGUUUUUUCAGCUGCUGGGUCGUGUUAUGGCUAAAGCUCUUCAAGAUGGACGACUAUUAGAUCUGCCAUUGUCAGGGGCAUUUUAUAAACUUGUUCUUGGUCAAGAUCUGGAUUUGCAUGACAUUCUAUUUAUUGAUGCUGAGCUUGGGAAGACGUUGCAGGAGUUGAAUUCCCUUGUUUGCCGGAAACGUCAUAUAGAAUCUAUUGAUGUUAACUAUGCUGAUACAAUUGUUAACUUACAUUUUCGUGAUGCCCCGAUUGAAGAUUUGUGCUUGGAUUUUACACUUCCUGGUUAUCCUGAAUACAUCUUGAAAGCCGGAGAUGAAAUUGUUAAUAUCAACAAUUUGGAGGAAUACAUAUCCUUGGUGGUUGAUGCAACUGUCAAGACUGGAAUCAUGCGUCAAAUGGAAGCAUUUAGAGCAGGGUUUAACCAGGUUUUUGACAUCUCAUCUUUGCAAAUUUUUACACCUCAAGAACUAGACAAUUUGCUUUGCGGUCGCAGAGAGUUGUGGGAGGCUGAGACACUUGCUGAUCAUAUAAAAUUUGACCACGGGUAUACUGCAAAGAGCCCUGCCAUUAUUAAUUUACUUGAAAUUAUGGGAGAGUUCACACCAGAGCAGCAGCGCGCCUUCUGUCAAUUUGUCACAGGUGCACCUAGGUUGCCACCUGGUGGACUGGCUGUUCUAAAUCCAAAACUGACGAUUGUCAGGAAGCUUUCGUCAACUGCGGUUAAUACUUCAUCUAAUGGGAAUGGAACUUCAGAAUCCGCAGAUGAUGACUUGCCUAGUGUUAUGACAUGUGCUAAUUACCUGAAGCUUCCUCCUUACUCUACCAAGGAAAUUAUGUACAAGAAGCUUCUCUAUGCAAUCAAUGAGGGCCAAGGAUCCUUUGAUUUAUCAUGAGUUUCUGAAACUAACCAACCUAACCCUGUAUGUUAAUAGAUGAAUCGGGGUUUAUUCUCGAGGCUGGGUUAUUUUUUGGUUGAAUGUGCUGUCCUCGCUUCUUGAAUAAUGGCCUCGUUCUCCGUGCUAGUUGCAAGGUUGUGGAUUUGUUCAGUUGAAUCGGACGACAUUUCAAGGUGUAGGGGAAUUUACAGAGCUCUUUUUUU
Abrus precatorius (Indian licorice) is the source of this 6198-nucleotide messenger RNA. Its product is annotated as E3 ubiquitin-protein ligase UPL3-like. Gene Ontology annotation, biological process: proteasome-mediated ubiquitin-dependent protein catabolic process; protein polyubiquitination. The coding region runs from base 311 to 5992 and encodes 1893 amino acids. NCBI's taxonomy places the organism in Eukaryota, Viridiplantae, Streptophyta, Magnoliopsida, Fabales, Fabaceae. Gene Ontology annotation, molecular function: protein binding; ubiquitin protein ligase activity. The transcript is spliced from 18 exons. The record is from RefSeq and is a predicted model, not a curated record.